Paramuricea clavata is the source of this 4035-nucleotide messenger RNA. The record is from the annotation of a GenBank genome assembly. NCBI's taxonomy places the organism in Eukaryota, Metazoa, Cnidaria, Anthozoa, Malacalcyonacea, Plexauridae.
AUGCAUAAUUAUAAUGAUAAUGUCAAGAGUCAUCACAACAAGGUUACUCACGCUGAGGGCAAGGUACCUCACACUGAGGACAAGGUUCCUCACGCUGAGAACAUGGUACCUCACAUUGAGGACAAGGUGCCUCAUUCUGAGGACAAGUUUCCUCACGCUGUGGACAAGAUUCCUCACGCUGAGGGCAAGGUUCCUCAUUGUGAGGACAAGGUAUCUCACGUUGAGGGUAAGGUUCCUCAAGCUGAGGACAAGGUACCUCACCCUUAGGCCAAGGUACCUCACGCUGAGGACAAGGUCCUCACGCUGAGGACAAGGUUCGUCACGCUGAGGACAAGGUUCCUCACGCUGAGGGCAAGGGGCCUCACACUGAGGGCAAGGUACCUCACACUGAGGACAAGGUUCCUCACGCUGAGAACAUGGUACCUCAUAUUGAGGACAAGGUACCUCAUUCUGAGGACAAGGUUCCUCACGCUGUGGACAAGUUUCCUCAUGCUGAGGGCAAGGUUCCUCAUUGUGAGGACAAGGUAUCUCACGUUGAGGAUAAGGUUCCUCAAGCUGAGGACAAGGUACCUCACACUGAGGACAAGGUACCUCACGCUGAGCACAAGGUCCUCACGCUGAGGACAAGGUUCCUCACGCUGAGGACAAGAUUCCUCACGCUGAGGGCAAGGGGCCUCACACUAAGGACAGGAUUCUCACACUGAGGACAAGGUUCCUCACGCUGAGGACAAGGUUCCUCAAGCUGAGGACAAGGUACCUCACGCUGAAGACAAGGUUCCUCACGCUGAGGAGAAGGUCUUUCAAGCUCAGGACAAGGUACCUCACACUGAGGAAAAGGUACCUUACACUGAGGAGAAGGUACCUCACACUGAGUACAAGGUAGCUCACACUGAGGACAAGGUACCUCGCACUGAGGACAAGGUUCUUCACGCAGAGGACAAGGUUCCUCACGAUGAGGACAACUUUUCUCACGCUGUGGACAAGGUACCUCACACUGAGGACAAGGUUCCUCAAAUUGAUGACAAGGUACCUCACACUGAGGACAAGGUCCUUCCUGAUGAGGACAAGGUUCCUCACGCUGUGGAAAAGUUUCCUCACGUUGAGGACAAGGUUCCUCACGCUGAGCACAGGGUUCCUCAAGCUGAGGACAAGCUACUUCACAUUGAGGACAAGGUACCUCACACUGAGGACAAGGUACCUCAGACUGAGGACAAGGUUCCUCACGCUGAGGACAAGGUUCCUCACGCUGAGGAAAAGGUACCUCAAACUGAGGACAAGGUUCUUCAAACCGAGGACAAGGUAUCUCACACUGAGGACAAGGAUCCUCACGCUGAGGACAAUGUUCCUAACGCUGAGGAAAAAUUACCUCACAUUGAGGACAAGGUCCCUCAAGCAGAGGACAAGGUUCCUCGCACUGAGGACAAUGUUCCUCACACUGAAGACAAGGUUCCUCACACUGAGGACAAGGUUCCUCACGCUGAGGACAAGGUUCCUCACUCUGAGGACAAGGUUACUCACGAUGAGGGCAAGGUACCUCACACUGAGGACAAGGUUCCUCACGCUUUGAACAAGGUACCUCACAUUGAGGACAAGGUACCUCAUUCUGAGGACAAGGUUCCUCACGCUGUGGACAAGUUUCCUCACGCUGAGGGCAAGGUUCCUCAUUGUGAGGACAAGUUACCUCACGCUAAGGACAAGGUUCCUCUGGCUGAGGACAAGAUACCUCACGCUGAGGACAAGGUACCUCACGCUAAGGACAAGGUUCCUCUGGCUGAGGACAAGAUACCUUACGCUGAGGACAAGGUUCCUCACGCUGAGGACAAGGUUCAUCACGCUGAGGACAAGGUUCCUCACUCUGAGUACAAGGUUCCUCAAGCUGAGGACAAGAUACCUCACACUCAGGACAAGGUACUUCACACUCACGACAAGGUUCUUGACGCUGAGUGAAGGUUCCUCACACUGACGACAAGGUUCCUCACGCUGAGGACAACGUCCUUAUGCUGAGAACAAGGUUCCUCAUGCUGAGAACAAGUUUCCUCACGCUGAGCACAAGUUACCUCACGCUGAGGACAAGGUACCUCACACUGAGGACAAGUUACCUCACGCUAAGGACAAGGUUCCUCUGGCUGAGGACAAGAUACCUCACGCUGAGGACAAGGUACCUCACGCUAAGGACAAGGUUCCUCUGGCUGAGGACAAGAUACCUUACGCUGAGGACAAGGUACCUCACACUAAGGACAAGGUUCCUCUCGCUGAAGACAAGGUACCUCACGUUGAGGACAAGGUUCCUCACGCUGAGGACAAGGUUCGUCACGCUGAGGACAAGGUUACUCAUGCUGAGGACAAGGUACCUCACACUGAGGACAAGGUACCUCACACUGAGGACAAGGUACCUCACACUGAGGGCAAGGUACAUCACACUGAGGACAAGAUACCUCACACAGAGGACAAGGUUCCUCACGCUGAGGACAAUGUUCCUCAUUGUGGCGACAAGGUAACUCACACUGAGGAGGUUCCUCAAGCGGUGGACAAGGUACCUCACUCUGACGACAAGGUACCUCACACUUGGGACAAGGUUCCUGACGCUGAGGACAAGAUUCCCAAAGCGGAGGACAAGGUACCUCAAUCUGAGGACAAGGUACCUUACACUAAGGACAAAGUUCCUCUCGCUGAGGAGAAGGUUCCAAACGCUGAAGACAAGGUUCCUUACGCUGAGAACAAGGUUCCUCACGCUGAGGACAAUGUUACUCACCCUGAGGACAAGGUACCUCACACUGAGGACAAGGAUUCUCAAGAUGAGGACAAGGUACCUCAUCCUGAGGACAAGGUACCUCACACUGAGGGCAAGGUACCUCACCCUGAGGACAAGGUACCUCACACUGAGGACUAGGUUUCUCACGCUGAGGACAAUGAUCCUCAUUGUGGGACAAGGUACCUCACACUGAGAACAAGGUACCUCAAGCUAAGGCCAAGGUACCUCACAAUGAGGACAAGGUACCUCACACUGAGGACAAGGUUCCUGACGCUGAGGACAAGGUUACUCACGCUGAGGACAAGGUUCUUCACGCUGACGACAAAGUUCCUCAAGCUGAGGACAAGGUACCUCACACUGAGGACAAGGUACCUCGCACUGAGGACAAAGUUCCUCACGGUGAGGACAAGGUUCCUCACGAUGAGGACAAGGUGCCUCACGUUGAAGACAAGGUUGCUCAGGCUGUGGACAAGGUUCCUCACGUUGAGGCCAACGUACCUCACACUGAGGACAAAGUAGGUCACACUAAGGACAAGGUUCCUCUCGCUGAGGACAAGGUUCCUCACGCUGAGGACAAGGUUGCUCCCGCUGAGGACAAGGUCCCUCACGCAGAGGACAGGGUUCCUCAUGGUAAGGACAAGGUACCUCACACUGAGGACAAGGUUCCUCAAGCUGAGGACAAGGUACCUUACACUGAAAACAAGGUACAUCACACUGACGACAAGGCUCCUCACGCUUAGAACACGGUUCCUCACGCGGAGGACAAGGUUGCUCACGCUGACAACAAGGUUUCUGACGUCGAGGACAAGGUACUUCACACUGAGGACAAAGUACGUCGCACUCAGGACAAGGUACCUCACAAUGAGUGCAAGAUACCUCACACUGAGGACAAGGUUCCUCACGCUGACGACAAGGAUGCUCAGGCUGAGGACAAGGUUCCUCACGUUGAGGACAAGGUUGCUCACGCUGAGGACAAGGUUCCUCACGUUGAGGACAAGGUACCUCACACUGAGGACAAGGUACCUCACACUGAGGACAAAGUACCUCACACUGAGGACAAGGUACCUCACACUGAGGACAAGAUACCUCACACUGAGGACAAGGUUCCUCACGCUGAGGACAAGGUUCCUCACGCUGAGGACAAGGUUCCUCACGCUGAGGACAAGAUUCCUCACGCUGAGGACAAGGUUCCUCAAGCUGAGGACAAGGUAACUCACACUGAGGACAAGGUACCUCGCACUGAGGACAAAGUUCCUCACGAUGAGGACAAGGUUCCUCACUAG